CCCGACAUCUCUCUCACUCCCACACGCCUUUACCCCUAUAUAUAACCUCAUCGAUCCCUCCCUCACCCCCUCAAACAAAACUCGAAAGAAAAAAAAUAAAAACACAACGUAUUCCGUUUAAUUUCCAUUUUCCACUUCCUUCUCCCAAGAAAGGAUGAUAGAUUUAGAUUGGAAAGCAAAAAUGGUAUCCUCCGAUCCCCCGAAUAAACCCCCCAGACUCUCUAGCAAGCUACAUGUCUCCAUCCCGGCUAUACAGUUUCGUGGCAUCUCAAAUACCUACCCGAUGCCCGCUUCCGACUCUGUUUGUUCAGCUUACGAGUACUAUCUCCGCCUCCCAGAGCUACGAAAGCUGUGGAACCGAAAAGAGUUCUCUAAGUGGAAAACAGAAUCUAUACUAAAACCAGCUUUACAAGCUCUAGAAAUCACUUUCCGCUUCGUUUCGACGGUUUUAUCCGACAAAAGACCGUACGCGAACCGGAGAGAAUGGACACGGAGGAUCGAGUCACUCACCACCUCUCAGAUCGAGUUAAUCGCGUCCAUCAUCGAAGAUGAGGCAGAAGAUAGCACAACGCGUGGCACGGCUCCAAUCGCGGACUUGAGCUCAACGGAAGGUGUUCUGGUUAGAGAUGGGAGUUACGCGGAGGUAUGGAAGGUUCCGGGCGAAACCACGGUGGUCAAUAAAACCAGCGAGGCAAGCCUGCUUCCUAGGCUCGUCACGUGGCAGACAUCUGAAGACGUAGCACAGAAAAUCCUGUACUCCAUCGAGUGCGAGAUGAGACGGUGCCCAUACACACUCGGACUCGGCGAGCCAAACCUGAACGGAAAACCAACCCUGGAAUACGACACUGUUUGCAGGCCGAACGAAAUCCAUGCCCUCAAAAGGAGUCCGUACGACCACAUCAAGAACCAGGAAAACCAAUCGGUGUACACCACACAUCAAAUCCUAGAGUCAUGGAUACAUGUGGCAAAACAAAUUAUCCAGCGCGUAACAGAAAGAAUUGGAAGCAAAGAAUUUUCAAAAGCAUCAAAUGACUGCUAUUUAAUCGAGAGAAUCUGGAAACUUCUAGCAGAAAUUGAAGACUUGCAUCUACUAAUGGAUCCAGAUGAUUUUUUGAGACUUAAAAAUCAGUUACAGAUGCGAUCAUUAGACGAAAAGUCCCCGUAUUGUUUUAGAUCGAGGGAGUUGGUGGAGAUAACGAAAUCGUGCAAGGAACUGAAGCAUAAGGUGCCGGAAGUUUUGGGUGUUGAAGUGGACCCAAAAGGUGGGCCCAGGAUACAAGAAGCAGCCAUGAGGUUGUAUAGUGAAAAAAAGGAGUUUCAGAAGGUUUAUUUGCUUCAGGCUUUGCAGGCAAUUGAGGGUGCUCUAAAGAGGUUCUUUUAUGCGUAUCAACAGGUGCUAGUUGUUGCUAUAGGGAGUUUGGAGGCCAAAGGGAAUGGGGUUUUGGUGAGUUCAGAGAGUGGUGACUCGUUGACUCAAUUGUUCCUUGAACCUUCUUAUUUUCCUAGUUUGGAUGCUGCUAAGACUUUUCUGGGAGAGUCUUGGAGUCAUGAACAACCUAAUAGGGUGGAGAGACGGAGUCGGAGGAAGCAGUGAAGAAAUCAGGGGGGUGGAAUCGGUGGGGGACUCGGUGGCGUCUAAACUAUAGGUUUUUUUUCCGCAUAGAUUAUACAGUUAUUCAUUGGAUACAUGUUUUUUAAUUGUUUCUACCAUCAAUGUAUUGGAUAUCAUAAGAUUUUGAUAUUAUUAUUCUUGUAAAAUUAUAUACCUUCUAUUGAUAUAUAUUUCCUGGGAUUAAAAUCA
Messenger RNA from Populus nigra (black poplar), 1801 nucleotides. RefSeq names its product nematode resistance protein-like HSPRO2. Gene Ontology annotation, biological process: defense response. Gene Ontology annotation, molecular function: heme binding; metal ion binding. Lineage: Eukaryota; Viridiplantae; Streptophyta; Magnoliopsida; Malpighiales; Salicaceae. Bases 155 to 1594 code for a protein of 479 amino acids. The record is from RefSeq and is a predicted model, not a curated record. The transcript has a single exon.